AUGCUUUGUUCUGGUGCAUUUGGUGAAGAAAAUAUAAUUCCUCCAUCACAAAAUUGUAAAAAUAUUGAACCGAUAGCUUUUUCUCCAUUACCAAUAACACAAAUUGAAGAAGAAGAAGAACCGGAUAUUGAAGUACGACGUACAAAAGUUCGACAAUUGAUUGAUGAUGAAGAUGAAGAUGAAAAUGAUUCAAAUAAACAAUUGAGUAGUGGAAGUCAUAAUGUCGAGGAAAACGAAGAAGAAGAAGAAGAAGAAGAAAUGGAAGACAAUGAAGAAUUAGUUGAUUAUAAAAAACAAUUAUUUGAAAUGGAAGCUGAAGAAUCAGGAAGUGAAGUUGAUGAAAAAGAUAAAGAUGAUGAAAGUGAUAGUGAUGAAAAUGAAGAAUUAGAUGAAGAAUUACAAAAAUUCAUUGAUACAGCAGCUAUUGAAAUAGAUGAAGAUGAAGCUGAUAAUAUGGCUAAAGUACAUUUAAAAAUUAAAGCUAAAGAAGAUGAACAACAAUUAAAAUUACUUAAAGAACAAUAUCUUGAUUUUGAUGCUGAUGAUGAUGGAAGAAGAAUAAAAAUUUCGAAAGUGCCGAUAGAUGAUGAUGAUGAUGAAGAUGAUGAUCCUGAUUAUAAUAGUGAACCAGGAGAAGAAGACGAAGAUGAUGAUGACGAUGAUCAAAUAAAUAUAAAAGAUCGAAUGAGUGAAUUAGAACGACAACGUUCAAUACAAGAUAAUCAAGCCGAAGAACUUCAUCUUGAUGAAGAUUUAGAUAGUAUUGGUCAAAAUAGUUCUAUGUUUCAAAAAGGUCUUGCACUUAAACAAAAAAAACUUCAAAAUACAAUUACAACACAUAUUGAAUCAACUAGUCAAAUAAUAACUGAUUCAAAUACGAAAAAAACUAAUCAAACACGUUCUGUUACACUCAGUUCUGUUCUAUUAGCUAAACGAUUUAGUUCAACACUUUUAGCACCAAUUAAUAAAAAUAAUAUAACAGUAACUAACCUGAAUAAUACUGAUGAAACAACAAUAACAACAAAAAAACAACAUAAUCCUCGACGACAUGUUUUUUCAACAAAUUUAACAACAAUUGGUACAAAUGAAAAUCAAAAUCCAAUUCAAUCAACAACAACAAUAACAUCAUCUGGUGAAAAACGAGCAAAUUCAGCUGAUAAAUCUCCGAAAACUAAUAUUAAAAGAUUUAAACAAUCAACAACAAUUACAACAAAAACAAAUGAAUCUACAGCAAGUGUAUUUUCAGCUUUAGCAUUUUCAAAUACACAUCGUUAG
Messenger RNA from Rotaria sordida, 1275 nucleotides. The record is from the annotation of a GenBank genome assembly. NCBI's taxonomy places the organism in Eukaryota, Metazoa, Rotifera, Eurotatoria, Philodinida, Philodinidae.